GAUAGAUUGUUGUGUUUCUUUGUAUCUAUCUCAUAAUAUGUUUAAGAUAAUUCAAUACGAGAAAUUUGUUCAAAAUCGAGUUGUAGCGUACUUUAGAAGUUAUAAUGUGUGGACAAAAGAAAAAGUAGUGGUUUCGCCUUUUAAAGACGUGGAUAUACCGGAUGUAACAAUCUCAGAAUACAUUUGGAGCAAGAUUCAUAGAUGGCCGAACAAAAUAGCAGUUGUUUGCGGCGUCACCGACAGAAAAUAUUCUUACAAUCAGCUGUAUAAGGCGUCCCAAUGCUUAGCAGCAAAUUUGAGAACAAAAUUCAAAAUAAAGGACGGGGAUAUGGUUGCGGUUAUGAUGCCGAACCUUCCAGAAUAUCCAAUUACAGUACUUGGGAUACAAUCAGCUGGAGGAGCCGCUACUACUUUAAAUCCUAUUUAUACACCAUAUGAAGUAAAAAAGCAGCUCGAACUAUCUAAUACUAAGCUGAUAUUCACAACACCCGAACUGGUUCCAACUGUGAAAGAAGCCUUAAAACUAAACAAACAAAAUAUUCCCAUUAUUGUUAUGGAUCUUAUUACUGGAAGACCGGAAGGAACUGUAUCCUAUUAUGAAUUAAUUGGAGAUGAUGUUGAUUUAAGUGUUUUAAAGGAUGUAAAGAUAAGGCCCAGUGAUGUUGCAGUAUUACCAUAUUCAAGUGGAACUACUGGUCUUCCCAAAGGGGUUGAACUUACCCAUAGGAAUCUCGUUGCGAACUGCCAACAGCAGACCACUGAAUGUAGACACUAUGAACAUACAACCGAUACAAAUCAGGAUACAUUACUAGCUUUACUGCCAAUGUUCCAUUCAUAUGGAUUGAGUGUUGUAAUGUUUAGUGGUCUAUCAGCUGGCCUCAAACUUGUGACGUUGCCCAAAUUCCAGGCGAGUACUUUUGUGGAGGCGCUGGAAAAUUUCAAAAUGAAUAUUAUGUAUUUGGCGCCACCAACACUCCUUUUCCUAGCAACUCAUCCUGAAGUAAAGUCUGAACAAUUAGACCAAUUAAGAUCUGUAACGAUAGGAGCUGCGCCAUCCCCCAAAACAGACAUCGAGAACUUUAUGAAAAAAGUAAACCGUGAAUUUCAUUUCGGUCAAGCGUAUGGUCUGACGGAGACAGCUCCCCUCGCGACGAUCGCACCUCUGGGCUUCAAGAACUACGCGAGUGUUGGCUUCCCUGUGCCAAACACACAACUACGAAUAGUCGACGAGAAUCUUAAUAAUUUGGGGCCGGAUGAGGUCGGUGAACUUCUUUUGAGAGGUCCUAACAUAAUGAAAGGAUACAGAGAUAAUCCGGAAGCAAACAGGAACGCGUUCGUUGAUGGCUGGUUCCGUAGCGGAGAUCUAGCGAGUAUAAAUGAGGAGGGAGCCGUCACCAUUGCUGAUAGACUCAAGGAACUAAUUAAGGUUAAAGGUUAUCAGGUGCCACCAGCAGAGUUAGAGAGUGUAUUAAAGGAGCACGAGGCAGUUUUUGAUGCGGCAGUCGUCGGAGCACCAGACCCAUCUUCCGGACAAAAACCAAAAGCAUUCGUAGUAUUAAACAAUAAUAGUAAAGCAAGGGAAUCUGAAAUAUUAGAAUUUGUUAAUGAAAAAGUUGCAGCAUACAAGAGAAUUAAGGAUAUAGUGAUCUUGGAUGCUAUACCUAAAAAUCCAUCGGGAAAGAUAUUGAGGAGGGUGCUUGUACAAAAGUAUUGUUAAGAAGACAUAAUUUUAUAACGGAAGCAUGGGUGGAAGUGAUCACUUAAGAUUAAUUGUUUUUUUUUCCUCAAGUAUUAAAGUUUUUUUUAUAGAUAACUUUUUAAAAGAAGACAGGGUUUUCCUCGGUAGAUUUUAUCAAAACAAAGUAAUGUUCAGGGAAGAGGAAUGUUAACCCCGUGGUCUGAUGAUAUCAUACAAGUGGCUGGUUAACAGUGGAUGAAGACUGCCAAGAACAGGGAUGGUUGGAAAUCUCUAGAGGAAGCCAUCCUUAUUGAGAACGAGGAGUUCUUACUACCAUAAAAUUUUUGAAUAAAAAGUUAUAGGAAUAAGAUUUUCUUGUAUAUAAUACGUUAAUAUUUAAGGAUAAAAUGAUUAAAUUUAGUAAGAAAUA
Molecule: messenger RNA, 2108 nt
Organism: Leptidea sinapis
Lineage: Eukaryota; Metazoa; Arthropoda; Insecta; Lepidoptera; Pieridae
Exons: 8
Coding region: 38-1717 (559 amino acids)
Biological process (GO): long-chain fatty acid metabolic process; fatty-acyl-CoA biosynthetic process
Cellular component (GO): mitochondrion
Molecular function (GO): long-chain fatty acid-CoA ligase activity
Source: RefSeq, a predicted model, not a curated record